CAUCAACACUAGACUAUUAGCUGCUAGUAAGCUACCCUUCCCCGGCAAGAGCAGAGAUCAAUCUCUACCUGCUGGUGCGUGUGAGUGUAGUAAUUUACAUACGCUACCUUAAUCAACAAAUCAAUGGCUCCUCUGGUUUUUCAUCUCCCCGUUGUCACUCUCCUGGCUCUCUUCCCUCUUCUGCUCAACCCUUGCUUCUGCUUCCACCCUAAGAGCUUCAAUUUAUCGACCCCCCAAUGGGCCCAAUCUUACGACUCCGGCGACUGGUCCACCGGCCAGGCCACCUGGUAUGGCGGCGCCAACGGUGACGGCAGCGACGGCGGUGCAUGUGGGUAUGGGAAUGCUGUAGGACAAGCCCCAUUCUCUUCUAUGAUAGCUGCCGGAGGCCCUUCUAUUUACGAUUCCGGCAAGGGCUGCGGAGCUUGCUAUGAGGUAAAAUGCACGGCAAAUGCGGCAUGCUCGGGGAAUCCAGUGACCGUAGUGAUUACGGAUGACUGUCCAGGAUGUGACUCGUCCCAAGCUCACUUUGAUCUCAGCGGGACUGCCUUCGGCGCCAUGGCCGUUUCCAACGACCGCCGCGACAACUUGCGCAACGCCGGGGUCCUCCCCAUUCAAUAUAGAAGAGUCGCAUGCAACUACCCUGGUAAGUCUGUGACAUUCCACGUCGACGCGGGUUCGAACCCCAACUACUUUGCAACUCUGAUUGAGUACGAGGACGGCGACGGAGACCUCGCCAGCGUCGACCUCCGGGAGGCUGGCGGCUCCGGCACCUGGCUCUCCAUGCAAGAGUCAUGGGGUGCAGUCUGGAAGCUCAACUCCGGCUCGACAUUGCAACCCCCUUUCACCAUCCGGCUUACCUCCGGCGAGUCCGGCAAGACUCUUGUUGCUUCCAACGUGAUCCCCACCGGGUGGCAGGCCGGACAAACUUACCGAUCUUUGGUUAAUUUUAACCCAAAUUAGCUAAAAUAUUGUAGCCGACCGAUCGAGGAUAUAUACUAGUAAUUUUCCGGCGAACUUAUUGAGUGUGGAAACGCUAGUCAAAUUUGAUAGACUAGCAAAGUUUGUCAUCUUAUCCCAAGUAUUAUGAAUAAAUAAAAUAUCUGAAAUUGGAAACAAA
Molecule: messenger RNA, 1117 nt
Organism: Malania oleifera
Lineage: Eukaryota; Viridiplantae; Streptophyta; Magnoliopsida; Santalales; Ximeniaceae
Product: expansin-B15-like
Exons: 4
Coding region: 124-960 (278 amino acids)
Biological process (GO): sexual reproduction
Cellular component (GO): extracellular region
Source: RefSeq, a predicted model, not a curated record